Plasmodium gonderi is the source of this 1119-nucleotide messenger RNA. Its product is annotated as variable surface protein. Lineage: Eukaryota; Apicomplexa; Aconoidasida; Haemosporida; Plasmodiidae. The record is from RefSeq and is a predicted model, not a curated record. The coding region runs from base 1 to 1119 and encodes 372 amino acids. The transcript is spliced from 3 exons.
AUGAAAUACACAAUGACGUUUUCAACUGCGAAUGAUUGGGAAAAGAGUUUAUUAGAUUUUCCUUCACACAAAAAAUAUGAAGAAUUAGAUAAUGUAGAUAUCACUGAUAGUCAUAAUUACUGUAUAAGUAAUCUUGGAGAUGGUGAUGAGGAGGAUAAAAGACUUUGUAAUAAGAUAGUAAUAAAUUUAAAAUUAUUAAAAAAUGAAAAAGAUAAAGAUAAACAGAAACGAGAUUGUUAUUACUUUCAACACUGGUUCCAUGACCAGAUAAAGAAAAAAUACUAUAUUGGAACCAAUACACAUAUGAAUAAUUAUGCUGCUGGGAAACUUUUUGAUUUGGUAUCAUCAGUUGUUCCAGGGUAUAAUAUAGAUAAAGCUUGUAAUGUGUAUUAUCUUGGUGAUGCGAAAGGAUGGAAAGAAGAAAGAGAUAUUCAUGAUUAUUUUGAAAAUCUUGAAUAUAUUAAAUGCAGUAAUUUUGACAAAUCCAGAUGUGAAGCAUAUGUGAAUUACGUUACUUACAUUGACAACUUAUAUCAAAAGAAAAUUCAUAGAUGUUGCGACGAAAAAGAAACAUAUUUUUUUCCCUGUAAUUCUUCAAUUAAAUGUGGUGAUGAGUACAAUCCAAAAAUAUUAUUAGAAAAAUUGAAGAAAGAUCUCGAGUCAAUGGAUACAAAAAAAAAGGAAGAACAUGAAGAUAAUGGCGCUUUGCAACCUAAAGCAUCUCUGGACUCCACACCAAAAAGAAACAAUGAAGAUAAUGUUAAUACAGUAACACCAUAUAUUCCAGAGAUUAAAAGUAAUAAAGAAGCUGUGUUCAUUAUUGAUAUUCCUAAAGACAAAAAAACAAUGUAUGACAAGUUAGUUUCUAAAAUGUUUCUUAAUAUUAUCAUAACAGCUUCAGUGCUUGGAACGAUUUUCUUCCUUUUUUAUUAUCACAUGGUAAUUGCACUUUUAAUUUUAAAAUAUAAGUUUGCUAGAUUGGGAUCAUAUUCGCGUAAAAAAAAGAUUGAAAAUAUUUAUGAUGGUGAAUUUGAAAAAGGAUCAUCUAUGAAUGAUUCGGAUUCUAUGUUCUUAGAUCAUCCAAUCAGAAGAUUAAAUGUGGCUUUUACCACUGCAUAG